GUUUGUUUCUAUGUGUAGGAGGAAUGCGAAUAGCAGGUUUAUUUUCUCCCACCACAACGUAUCUCCCCUUUCGUUCGACAGACCUAAUAGGAGUAACCCCAUUCGCGACACGCAAUGGAGUGGGCGUCGCCGCCCGUCGCCUUCCCUCUGCUCGCGAAUCCCAAGGCGUACACUGCGAGCUCCGUGGCUCUACGAGGCGACUCCGACGAUCCGGCGCAGCUGACGGCCAAGGAGCGCGAGCUGGUCGGCUCGUUCAAAGAGAGAAUUCCGCUGUGGAGGCAGCAAGCAGAGAGGGAUACAUCGGUGGACAACGCAGCAGAGAGGGCGGCCAAGUUCGAAGAACGGCUGGCAUGCAUGCUGGAUGAUUUCAGCCAAGACCCUGAGAGCCAUGGGGGGCCUCCAGAUGCCAUGCUGCUGUAUCGUCUGAGGGACCUCUGCCUGCGGGAGCUGGGGUUUGACGACAUCUACACACAAGCCAAGGAUGAAUCAACUCGCGCAGCCCUGCUAGUGUUACCAUCCGUCCUUGCAGCCAUUGAUGACAUCAGUGAUGACGUCAGCCGCUCCGAAGCCCUCAUCCGCGGCAUGCUGGCCGGCAAUCUGGCCGCCUUGGACAGCACGGACGACAGGGACUGGUCGGCAGACUUUCUGACUCUUUCUGACAGUCUGCCGCCCAAGCCGUGGGUUGUGGAUGACACAGAGGGGGCGGCGCAGGCAUGGAGCAAUGGAGGGGAGGACAAAUGGAGUAAGGCAGUGAUUUUUUGCGCGGGGGCGGGCAGUGAAACAGUGCUUGGGAUGCUGCCAGCAGUCAGGGACUUGGCCAAGAGAAACGUGCAGGUGAUUUUGGUGGCGCCAGACAUGCCUUCAGGUGCUGCCAUCACACACGAGGACCUGAUGAAUCUCCUGCACCAGGUGCAAGCAGCAGCGCCUGACGACGCCUUGAGCAUCGCCAUCAGCAGCAGUCGCAUCCUCGUCCUCAACUCCGGUUCGGACCUCCAGGCCAUCGACCUAUCUGCUGUUUCACCUGAGCUCGCCUAUGCAGCAUCAGAUGCUGACGCCAUCAUGCUACACGGCCAGAGCCAUGGGUGGGAGACCAACUUUGGUGCACGGUUCAAGUGCCCAUCCCUUCGUGUUGCUGUGGUGCAACAGCAGGCUGCUGGUGAUCUUGGAGAACGGCACUCGAGUUGCGUAGUGAAAUACACCAUAGCUGUUUAGGAACCUAUGUUAAUAUGUGCAGCUGUAGUAGGUUUCACCUAUCAGAAAUUGGAGAAGUGAAUGAUCACUAGUGAGAGUACAGAAAGAUAUACCUAAGAAUUGUACCCUCUAAGAGGUGACCCUAUACAGUCUAUACAAACAUAACG
Molecule: messenger RNA, 1358 nt
Organism: Closterium sp. NIES-67
Lineage: Eukaryota; Viridiplantae; Streptophyta; Zygnematophyceae; Desmidiales; Closteriaceae
Source: the annotation of a GenBank genome assembly